CUAGUCCCCAGUUUCUGCCUCACUUGUUAUCGCAAAAUUAGACGACACGUUCACCAAUUCUUAAACGCCAAGGACAUUGGCAACUUGUUCACAUAGUUCUCGUUUCCUAAAACGUUUAAUAGGUGCUAUGAGCGAGAGAACAAAAAGAUAUUCAGGAAAAGUUCAUAUAGCAGCCCUGCUUCAGAACUUGAACUUUCACCGCUCGCCUUUAAAUUUGCGUUUGACAUUCUGAUAGCUGAAGCACUAUCCCUUGAAGUAUGCCCGCCGCUCAUGGGAAAUCUGACGCCGCGGUGGAAGAGGAAGUCGCUCUCGGUUAUGAUGUCUUGUCUCAAGUCAGUCGUGCAGAAGGCAUCGGGAGGGACUAUCAGCUCAAGUGUAAUCUCAUCAAUAGAUGUUUUCAAGAAGAGAUUGGCUUUGGUCGCUAUCAAUGGCAGCUCUUUGCUAUUACUGGUCUAGGAUGGCUCGCAGACAAUCUCUGGCUGCAAGGUUUGGCAAUCGUACUUCCACAGGUACAACAGGAGCUUAACCCGGUUCGGGUCGAGUACGCUGUCCUAGCAGAAUUCGCUGGAUUGAUUGUUGGCGCCACAACAUGGGGCAUUAUGGCCGACCUUGUCGGAAGAAUAUUAUCUUUCAAUAUUACACUGUUUCUCGCCGGCCUCUUUGGAUUGGCAGCAGCAGGUGCACCCAAUUUUGUGAUAUUUUGUUCCCUUAUAGCGUGUAUGGGCUUUGGCAUCGGCGGCAAUUUACCUGUUGAUGGCGCCUUGUAUCUGGAACAUAUUCCACAGUCUCAUCAGUGGACUUUAACUCUUCUGUCGGUCUGGUGGGCGUUAGGACAAUUGGUAGCAUCUUUAAUCAGUUGGGCUUUCAUUGCCAACUUCUCCUGUAACCCGUCGAUACCAAGUGGCCAGUGCGCCAAAUCUGCCAACAUGGGAUGGCGAUACACAUUGUAUACCCUCGGGGCUUUGACGUUCUUGAUGUUUAUAUGUCGCUUCUUUGUUUUUGAUGUGCAGGAGUCGUCGAAAUUUCUGGUGGCGCAAGGUCGUGACGAAGAAGCCAUUAAGGUCCUGGAACACAUUGCAAGGCGUAACGGUAGGACUAUCACACUCAAACUCGAAGAUCUGCAGGCAAUAUCUGGUGACACAACAUCUAAGCCGGUACCAAAUUUGUCCACUAGCGUCUGGAAUUCCUUUUCUAAAAUGUCGCUCUCGCACGUCCGUCCGCUCUUUUCUAACAGGCGCUUGGUAAUUAACACGACCCUUAUCAUCGUUAUCUGGGGUUUAAUUGGCAUCGCAUACCCACUCUUCAAUGCCUACCUCCCACUUUAUCUUUCCGCACAAGGUUCGGCAUCCGGUUCGUCAAGCGUGAGUGAGACAUACCGCAACUACUCGAUCGUAUCCGUCCUUGGCAUCCCCGGGUCUCUCAUUGCCUGUGCGACCGUUGACUAUACUCGUGGCUCUGGUCGGUGGCUCGUAGGGGGACGGAAACUUGUGUUGGCCGUGUCAACUAUGCUGACUGGACUCUUCCUCUUCUUGUUCACAACGAGCAAGACGACGGCUGCAGUGCUCGGAUAUUCUUGUGCUUCUGGUCUUACCCAGAAUGCGAUGUAUGGAGUCUUGUAUGCGUAUACCCCAGAGGUCUUCCCGGCACCUCACCGUGGGACGGGCGACGCACUCUGUUCUGCGCUGAACCGCAUCGGCGGACUUAUUGCCCCUCUUAUCAAGAUUGCCACAACACCGCUCAGUGGCAAUACAUCAGCAAACACGGCAAAUGGUCCUGUCUUUGUGUCUGCUGCAUUAUUUAUGGUUGCAGCCAUCUUGACGAUAUUACUUCCUAUCGAAACUGCGGGCAAGAUGGCUUUAUGAGUCUCACGCACACGGUAUACUCCAAUGUCAGGUUUGGACCCAUAAUGAUUCGAAUUUCGUGUCUAGUCGUAUAAUUAAAACAUACAAUGAAUGAUCUAUUUA
Messenger RNA from Suillus discolor, 1964 nucleotides. Its product is annotated as major facilitator superfamily domain-containing protein. Gene Ontology annotation, biological process: transmembrane transport. Bases 258 to 1862 code for a protein of 534 amino acids. The transcript is spliced from 18 exons. NCBI's taxonomy places the organism in Eukaryota, Fungi, Basidiomycota, Agaricomycetes, Boletales, Suillaceae. Gene Ontology annotation, molecular function: transmembrane transporter activity. The record is from RefSeq and is a predicted model, not a curated record.